UCUGGAUUUUUCGGUUCCUCCACGGUCCGAUCAUUUCCAAGCCAAUGUCCCGGAUUAAUCCGCCGCUCUUCCUCUUCCUCUUCCUCUUCCUCACAACCACCACAAGUGUCGCUCCAUCCUCCUUUUUCCGUUCCUACUCACAAUACAAAACAGUCAUCUCCCUUUCCCAUUCCCUCCUCUUACGCGUUUCCAACCUGCGUGUUGCACGCGGCGACAUCGUCGGCGCAAAUCGCGCGAAGCUAAUCGCCGAUAAGUUGGAGAAAGGGUUAGGACCAGGGAUCUGGGGUUGGGCGUGGUCGGUAGGGUGGGAUUACGCGAAAAACUACGCGUGGAGGGAAUUGGAUUACAGGGAGCUGCACGGCGUCGUUUCCGACUUAAACGAGUUGGCUAGGUUUUUGGGCCAGUUAACUCAGGCAGAAUCGGACGUGGAGAGAGCCUCUUGGAUUGCGAGAAACUACAGUAAGGUCCUAAGAAUUUCUAAAUCGCUGUUGAAAAGGUUGCUCCAAGUGUUUCAUCGAUCGGGAGCUCUAAAGGAGGUGGCGGAGGCGGUGCAGAGCGAGGUGUUAGAUGGUGGAUUAUUAAGGGACUGCCUUGAAUUGGGAAGCAAUGAUUUGAAAGGUUUGGUUCAAAUUGUUAAGGAUUUAGCAUCACAAUCUUAUUCCACUUCUGAUUAUAAUAGCGAACUCUGAUUACUGGGACACUAUAGUUACAUCUGUUCUUUGAGUCUUCACAAAAUUGUAGCGAUAUCAAAAAAAGAUAAUUCUUAGAAAAAAAAAAGGUUAGGUUGGGAACAAUUCCGAGGAAGAUAAAGAAAGCAUAAGGGGGCACACAGUGAGCCAAGCUUGAAGAGACCAUCACUACGACAACGGGGGAAAUCGAGAAUGCUUUCGCAUGGUCCAAGAAGCUGUUAAAAUGAAAGGGGCAGAGCCAGGGAAGAUUUGACUGACAGAGGAGUCUUGGCAGAGACUUGGCUCUUUGAUUUAGCUUUUGAGGGAUCAGGAUAGGUAAAUAACAGGCAGCUUGAACGUCCCUGAGGUUACCAUGCACAUUUCUCAGAAAGCUCGUUUUUACCUGUAAUCAAGUCCUAGCAAUAACGAAGCUUGAGGUCCUUUUUUUCUUCCUUUGUCGGAAAAAACAAAGCUUGAGUUUAUUUGUGAAUUCAACGACAUAGCAUCUAUACUUCCUCUCCCUCUUAAAAAGGUUAGGAAUGGAGGCCCAUUUGCUCAAAAUAAUAUAUUUAUUUUCAUCUUUUGGAUGAUUUUGUA
This is a messenger RNA of Manihot esculenta (cassava), 1265 nucleotides long. RefSeq lists its product as uncharacterized. The record is from RefSeq and is a predicted model, not a curated record. The transcript is spliced from 2 exons. Bases 45 to 689 code for a protein of 214 amino acids. NCBI's taxonomy places the organism in Eukaryota, Viridiplantae, Streptophyta, Magnoliopsida, Malpighiales, Euphorbiaceae.